Messenger RNA from Punica granatum (pomegranate), 3896 nucleotides. The record is from RefSeq and is a predicted model, not a curated record. Lineage: Eukaryota; Viridiplantae; Streptophyta; Magnoliopsida; Myrtales; Lythraceae.
GUUCUCCCUCUGGCUCUCCUCCCUUUCUCUGUCACAGCCUUCCCCAUGACUGUUCAUCCCCAAAUCACAGACUACAUCGUCCAAAAAGUGCAAAGGUUGAGUCUUUGAGCUUAGAAGAACUCGCUCACGAGAUUUUUUUUUCUUUUCCAUUUUUCUUUUUGUGGGAUGUUUGGUCAACUUACUGGUAAGGACAUUUAAUUAGUACAGACAAAAGGGUUUUAGCCUUUUGUAACUUGUAAAGCAACUGUAGCAGAUUUACUCUUCUUCUUCUUCUCCUUCUCCUCAAUCCUGCUGAGUUCGAACACUGUGCAUCUGUGUUUUGUUUAAAAUGCCGUGUUGUCCUGAACUUUUUCAAACUUUCGGAAGUUUUUGCCCAAUAUAGUCUUAUUUUUUAAACUACUUUUCAUAAUAAUCUUCCUUAAGAAAUAUUUCCCACAAUAGUCUUAUAAAACUUUUUCAUCUGUUUUUAAAGUCCCUAAAACUCUAUUACCCAAAAAAAGUCCCUGAAACUCUUUUACUAUUUUAUUUAAGGUCCAUUUCAUAAACUUAUAAAUUGAAAAAUAAAAAGAAAAACACAAAUAAAAUGCAACGGGAUAUAAAAUACGGAGAAUGUGAUGGUGUGGGGGCCCUUGGAGGUGGGCUUGGUUCGCUUUGGUUUGCUCGAGUCAAACUAAAACAAAAAGAUUAAGUUUGAGUGAUAAAUUCGAAUGUUAAUCACUUUGUGAUAAGAAAAAAUAGCCAAAUAUUUUAUAUGAGUAUGGUGAUUCUCAUCUUCACUAUCCGGGGGCGUGGUCAAUGUUGGGAUGGGACCUAGGGUGUACAAAGAAAACAAAAAUAAUCCAAUUAAACUUCGAGUCCCAUUGAAUCUAACAAACAAUAAUCGAAUUUCUCAUACUGAUUCUAAUUCAAUGCGAUUUUUCAACAAAAAGAAAUUCUUUAAUAAUUUGUUGUAUUCAAUCCGAUUAAUUAUGGUCUACUGAACCUAACCAAUUUAGUUAAAUUUAUUUUUCAAAAAUAAAUUAAAAAAUGAAAUAAGAAAAAUACUGAACUAUUUUUUUUUACCGUUUGACUCGUUAUAAUUGUGUUCAAUGAAGCCGAAUUAUUUCUAUCUAAUUUAAUAUAUUUUUUAAGAAAAAAUUAAGUUAACGGAAUAGGAAAAGGGAUUAUAUUUUAUUCGAUUUUAAGUGAUUGUGGUUUGAGGACUUGUAACCUCGAACUGUGUUGAAGUAUUUUCUAGGCCAAAAAAUUGAAGCAUUUUAUUUUGUUAUUUCAACAUGAUUUCCGAAUCGAACCGCGGCAUGCCCAACCCUGUGGCCACCCACCACCCUUCCAUUUAUAAUUUUACCCUGUCUUUCUUUUUUCUAAAAAAUAUUUUUUUCCAUCUUCUAUUUUAUAAUUUUCAUAAAGGGACUUAAAAUAAAAUAGUGAAAAUUUUUGGUGGGCUAAAAGAUAAAUGAAAGCGAGUGCAAGACUAUUAUGGGGAAUAGUUUGCUAAGAAGACUACUAUGAAAAAUCGUUUCAGAAAGAAAGAAGACUAGUUUGAGCAAAAACCUCAACCUUGGGUCCUGUCGAGCUCUCUGCUAUGGAAAGCUGUGAAGUGGGAGAUUUCUAGAUAGUGUACAGCUGUGAAAGUUGCAAGCUUUUGUUUCAUCUCUUCUGGGUUCAUCAUGCCUUUGUUUGAGCUAUUUCGAUUGGCCAAGGGGAAGCUUGAUUCCGCCCAAGAGAAACUUACCCCGUGUUCUACUGAUUCUUCUGCUGAGCCUGAGAGUGGUUUUGGUGGGUUGGCUUGGGAAAAUGGUCAAGUUGGGAUGCAAAGCCAAUGUAGUCCUCGAGACAAGAAGAGCCUCUCUCUCAACACUCCUAGCUUAACAACUAAACUUGGCGGCGAGGACAAUGUGAGAGCUGGAAAGAUCGGGAACCUCGGCUUCGAGUUGAGUGAGUUCCCCGAGUCUGUCCCGUCCGCUGAAAUAAGUUUGAAUCAAGACGAUGAUAUGGUGCCUUGGUUGGGCUAUCCCAUCUCUGGGUCAUUGCACAGUGAUUACUCCUCAGAUUUCUUGCCUGAACUACCGGGGGUCGCGGUGAAUGAAACCUCGGCGCGCAAUAAUUUCGGAUCAGUGGCCAAAACUGGUAACGGUCAGCUAUGUAGAGACUCUUUUUUCACCUCACUGCAAAAUGGCAAUGGUUUAGAGGGAGGGACGAGAACAAGAACUAGUAAUAUGCAAUUGUUCUCGUCCUCCUUACCCUUGCAAUCCCAGUUGUCUGGUUCAUGCUUAAAGUUGCAGACGGCAGACUCUGGCCCGUCUAUUAAUACCUCGAGUGCGAUGAAUUUCUCCUAUUUUGCAAGACCCACAGUUAUUGUCAAAAGCAACAAUGAGAGCAAGCAUAAGAUGGGCAGCUUGGGUUUGUCGGGCAUGGAACAGGCGGGGAAUAGGGAUAUGGAUGCUGCCGUCGAUACAACCAAUACUAGCAACUCAAAGCCAGUUGUUUCACGUAGUUGUCUAGGCAAGAGAGUCGGCCCUUCUAACCAGAGUGCUGUUCCACGACAAAGAGUUGGUCCCAAAUUAUCGGAGAGCAAGUCCUACAAGGUGCCGGUUUCUGCCCGAAAAAAUGAAGCUGUUAUUCUAGAGGAUAAUUUGAAGGGGAAGGAGGAUAAAUUCUCCAAUCAAAGCCAGCGCCCGUGUGGGACGAAGGGAGGAUUGGCGGAUGGUGAGAAGACUCUGGAGCCUCUGGGUGGUACCUCCUCUGUUUGCUCGGGAAACAGUGUGGAGAGAGCUUCAGAUGAUCUGAAGCAUGGCUUGAAGAGGAAAUCUCAUGAGACGGAGGAGUCUGAGGGCCACAGCGAAGAUGUUGGAGAUGAGAUGGUCAGUGCAAACAAACAAACCACUGCGCGACAUACUCCUUCAAGGAGAAGUCGAGCGGCGGAAGUGCAUAACUUGUCUGAAAGGAGGCGAAGGGACAGGAUCAAUGAAAAGAUGCGUGUGUUGCAAGAGCUAAUCCCAAACUGCAACAAGGUUGAUAAAGCUUCAAUGCUUGAUGAGGCCAUUGAGUAUUGCAAGAAUCUUAAACUUCAGUUACAGAUGAUGACAAUGGGAGGUGGUUUCUACGUGCCGCCUAUGAUUCUGCCAACGGGACUGCAACCUAUGGGACAUAUCCCAUUCCCAAACAUGGGAAUGGGAAUGGGACGUGACCUGGAAUUUGGAAUAGGCAUGCCCCACAUGACCAUGCAAGGGGCUCAUUUCCCAGGUCCCCUCAUGUCAGGUUUGCAUGGCAUGGCAGGUUCAAACCUUCACAUGUACGGUGUUCAUGGUCAGGGGCUCCCUCUUCCAAUGCCACGCGCACCUCUGGUUCCUUUCUUGGGUGGGCCUGUGAUGAAGUCAGCAACAGGGCUUAGCAAAGCAUGUGGAAUGCCUGGAACUGUGGAAAAGGACCCAGCAACGGUUUCGAGUGGGAAGGAAUCGGUGCAGAGCAUCAGCAAACAGUCUCCCCAAAACACUGACUCCAGUUACUUGACAAAACAGCACCUGAGUUCUCAGCCCAUGGUAGUUUCAAGUAGUGGGCAGGGCUCGGAUAAGAAGAAUGCAAGAGGGUUUGCUGACCCAGCGAGCCGGAGCAUCCCUAGGCCCAAAACGACUGGUUUGUGAUGAUUAGCAACUUUCAUCAACUUUUUGUCGGGGGAUGAAACGAUUUUACAUUAACCUGAUGCAUAAGCUUUGGUUUCUCCCCUGUAGUCGAGGACAACUGCAGCUUCUGCAGUAUCCAAAUUUUGAGUGUGAGUUGUACAAUAACGGAUUUCACAAUUUUUUGUUAGAUAGAGCAGACAGUCUUCCAUCCACUUUGUGUAGUAUCGACUUUUCAAGGAGUAAUAACAUCGAUCGUAUAGAUUUAGCAUCGAAUAA